GACUUCGUGCUCGAAUUACAAAGACACCUCUUUGGACAGCUCAUUCUGGAUGAACGAGUGGUAACACUAAGUGUCAUCCCCACUGCCUUAAGGGAGCCAUUUCAUGGACUCACUUUCCACACUUGUCAACCAUGCUGCCUUGCUCCCAGGACCACGUAAAGCCGGCUGAGCAUUAAUCUCCAUCAGCACAAACUAGACUGCAGGUUAAAAUGGGGAACUCCGAGAGUCAGUACACAUUUCAAGGAUCUAAAAAUCAUAGCAAUACUAUUCCUGGUGCUAAGCAAAAGCCUUGCUCCCUGAAAAUACGCAGCAUUCACGCAAAAGACGACAAGUCGUUGCAUGGAUGGGGUCACGCAAGCAGCGGAGCAGGUUACAAAUCCAGGUCCCUGGCCCGAAGCUGCCUUUCUCACUUUAAGAGUAAUCAGCCUUACGCCUCGAGACUCGGUGGACCCGCCUGCAAAGUCUCCAAAGGCAACGCCUACUCCAAGCACAGGACAAAUGGCUCAGGGAGCGAUUUCCAGGGCAACCACGCUGCUUUCUUACCCGAGAACGGUUUCCACUACGUCGCCCAGGACCGGGCGGAGAACCACGUGGCCUCGAAGGACUGCAAUGGACACCUCCUCAACUGCUACGGGAGAAACGAGAGCGCGGCGUCCACCCCGCCGGGCGAGGACCGAAGGAGCCCCAGGGUGCUCAUCAAGACGCUGGGGAAGCUGGACGGGUGUCUCCGCGUGGAGUUCCACAGCGGCGGCGCCCACGGCCACCGCCCCGGGCCCCCCGCCGGGACCGAAGGAGCCCCAGGAAGCUCUUCCCUGUCCUCCCUCCGCGAACUCGACCCCGAUGCCCCCCUGGCGGGCCUGGCCGCCUCCGGGGUCCGGCUGUCCGAUGAGGACAUCGGCGCCCCCGCCAGCCUCAGCCACCGCGUCUCCUUCGCCUCGGACAUGGACAUGCCGUCCAGGGUGGGGCACAGGGAGCCCGGCCCGUACGCGUCCUUCACCCUCCCCUGCAGGAGGUCCAAGGCCUUCACGGAGGACGCUUCCAAGAAGGACACCCUGAAAGCCAGAAUGCGUCGCAUCAGUGACUGGACAGGAAGCCUCUCCAGAAAGAAGAGGAAACUCCAGGAGCCGAGGUCCAAGGAGGGCAGUGACUACUUCGACAGCCGCUCGGAUGGACUGAACGUGGACGGGCAGGGCCCCUUCCAGGCGUCUGCCGCGCUGUGGUCAGGGGGCUCGGCUCAGCUUCUGUCCCAGAGAAGCGAAUCUGCGCAUGCGAUUGGCAGCGAUCCGCUCCGACAGGACAUCUAUGAGAACUUCAUGCGAGAGUUGGAAAUCGGCAGGACCAACACGGAGCACGCAGAAACGUCGACCGAAACGGCCGAGUCCAGUAGCGAGUCGCUCAGCUCCUUAGAGCAACUGGACCUGCUCUUUGAAAAGGAGCAAGGGGUGGUCCGGAAAGCGGGGUGGCUCUUCUUCAAACCCCUGGUCACUUUGCAGAAGGAAAGGAAGCUGGAGCUGGUGGCUCGGAGGAAGUGGAAACAGUACUGGGUGACGCUGAAAGGAUGCACCCUGCUGUUUUAUGAGACCUACGGGAAGCAUUCCCUGGAUCAGAGCGGGGCGCCUCGCUGCGCCCUGUUUGCGGAAGACAGCAUCGUGCAGGCCGUCCCGGAGCACCCCAAGAAGGAGCACGUGUUCUGCCUCAGCAACUCCUUCGGUGAUGUCUACCUUUUCCAGGCCACUAGCCAGACAGAUCUGGAAAACUGGGUCACUGCCAUCCAUUCGGCGUGCGCAUCCCUUUUUGCGAAGAAGCACGGCAAAGAGGAUACAGUUCGGCUGCUGAAGAACCAGACCAAAAACCUCGUCCAGAAGAUAGAUAUCGACAGCAAGAUGAAGAAGAUGGCAGAGCUGCAGCUGUCCGUGGUGCGUGACCCGAAGAACAGGAAAGCCAUAGAAAACCAGAUCCAGCAGUGGGAGCAGAACCUGGAGAAAUUUCACAUGGAUCUAUUCCGGAUGCGCUGCUAUCUGGCCAGCCUACAAGGUGGGGAGCUGCCGAACCCCAAGAGCCUGCUUGCCGCCACCAGUCGCCCCUCCAAGCUGGCCCUGGGCAGGUUGGGCGUCUUGUCGGUUUCCUCUUUCCAUGCUCUGGUGUGUUCUAGAGACGACUCUGCUUUCCGGAAGAGAACAUUGUCACUGACCCAGCGGGGGAGAAACAAGAAGGGCAUAUUUUCUUCGUUAAAAGGUCUGGACACACUGGCAAGAAAAGGGAAGGAGAAGAGAUCUUCUAUAACUCAGGUUGAUGAUCUUCUGCAUAUGUACGGUUCAGCCGUCGAUGGUGUUCCCCGAGACAGCACGUGGGAAGUCCAGACUUAUGUUCAUUUUCAGGAUAAUCAAGAAGUGUCUGUUACGAUCAAGCCAGAGCACAGAGUAGAAGAUAUUUUGACUUUGGCAUGCAAGAUGAGGCAGUUGGAACCCAGCCACUAUGGCCUACAGCUUCGAAAAUCAGUAGAUGAAAACACUGAGUACUGUAUUCCCGCACCAUACGAAUACAUGCAGGAACAGGUUUAUGAUGAAAUAGAAGUCUUUCCGCUAAAUGUGUAUGAUGUGCAGCUCACGAAGACUGGGGGCGUGUCUGACUUCGGCUUUGCAGUGACAGCACAGGUGGAUGGGCACCAGCAUCUCAGCCGCAUAUUUGUCAGCGAUGUUCUCCCUCAUGGCUUGGCGUACGGGGAAGGGCUGAGAAAGGGCAACGAAAUCAUGACCUUAAAUGGGGAAGCUGUGUCUGAUCUUGACCUUAAGCAGAUGGAGGCCCUGUUUUCUGAGAAGAGUGUUGGGCUCACUCUGAUUGCCCGGCCACCUGACACAAAGGGAACCCUGUGUACUUCCUGGUCAGAUAGUGACCUGUUCUCAAGGGACCAGAAGAGUCUGCUACCUCCUCCUAACCAGUCCCAACUUCUGGAGGAAUUCCUGGAUAACUUUAAAAAGAAUACAGCAAAUGAUCUAAAAUGUAUUGAUUCCCCACAAGCUGCUCACCUAUGGAAUUACAUAGUGGACAUUCUGAGAAACCGAAUAGAGAAAUCGAAUAAAUCAAGUAGAUUAAUAACAAUUCACACAAACUGUCAUCCGAAUGUAAGUAAACAUAAAGCUGUUCGAUGUCAAAGGUGUAGAGCUAACGUCAUAGGGGAUUAUGUAGUCGAAAACUUAAUUCAGCCAUUUAUGAUAUACUUCUCUGCGUCACUUGGCAAUUUCCUCUCCAGUCUCAGCUCUGAGUGGAUGCGUGUGCCACUCUGUGUUCGGGGCGAGGUGGCUGAGAGAGGAGAGGUCGUGGAGAGACUCUGCCUAGGGAGGUCAUGGCGUGUUCGCCAUCUCAGAUCCCAGCUUCUCACUGCUGAGAGUAAAGACUGGAGUGGCCGUUUUGUAAGUCAGUCUCCUGCUCUUGAUAACAGCAUGAAGAACAGGGCAACAAAAAAUACACCUGUCACUAAUUUGGGAGACAGGAGAAAAACGCAGAGUGCUGAACAGAUCGCUGCGCUGUGCAGGGGUUUUAACGACGCCCAGACCGACGGCAUGGAAGGAGCGAGGGACAGCCAGGACCCAGCUCCGAGGCCGCUGGCCCGCCACCUCUCUGAUGCGGAUCGCCUCCGGAAAGUCAUCCAGGAGCUGAUGGACACGGAGAAGUCCUACGUGAAGGAUCUGAGCUGCCUCUUUGAGUUGUACUUGGAGCCACUUCAAAAUGAGACCUUUCUUACCCAGGAUGAAAUGGAGUCACUUUUUGGGAGUUUGCCAGAGAUGCUCGAAUUUCAAAAGGUGUUUCUGGAGACUCUCGAGGAUGGGAUUUCAGCCUCCGCCGACUUUAACGUACUUGAAACCCCCUCGCAGUUUAGGAAAUUACUGUUUUCCCUUGGAGGCUCUUUCCUUUACUAUGCAGACCACUUCAAACUGUACAGCGGAUUCUGCGCUAAUCAUAUUAAAGUACAGAAGGUUCUGGAGCGGGCGAAAACUGACAAAGCCUUCAAGGCUUUUCUGGACGCCCGGAACCCCACCAAGCAACACUCGUCCACGCUGGAGUCCUACCUCAUCAAGCCCGUUCAGAGGGUGCUUAAGUACCCGCUGCUGCUCAGGGAGCUCGUGUCCCUGACGGACCACGAGAGCGAGGAGCACUACCACCUGACAGAAGCACUAAAGGCAAUGGAAAAAGUAGCAAGCCACAUCAAUGAGAUGCAGAAGAUAUAUGAGGAUUAUGGGACUGUGUUUGACCAGCUCGUAGCCGAGCAGAGCGGAACAGAGAAGGAGGUAACGGAACUUUCAAUGGGGGAACUUCUGAUGCACUCUCCGGUUUCCUGGUUGAAUCCGUUUCUGUCUCUAGGAAAAGCCAGGAAGGACUUGGAGCUCACAGUGUUUGUUUUUAAGAGAGCUGUCAUACUGGUUUAUAAAGAAAACUGCAAACUGAAAAAGAAAUUGCCGUCGAAUUCCCGGCCUGCACACAGCUCUGCUGACUUGGACCCCUUUAAAUUUCGCUGGUUGAUCCCUAUAUCUGCACUUCAAGUCAGACUGGGAAACACAGCAGGGACAGAAAAUAACUCCAUAUGGGAGCUGAUCCAUACGAAGUCAGAAAUAGAAGGACGGCCAGAAACCAUCUUUCAGUUGUGCUGCAGUGACAGUGAAAGCAAAACCAACAUCGUCAAGGUGAUUCGAUCUAUUCUGAGGGAGAACUUCAGGCGCCACAUAAAGUGUGAAUUACCCCUGGAGAAAACGUGUAAGGAUCGCCUGGUACCGCUGAAGAACCGGGUCCCCGUUUCAGCCAAAUUAGCUUCCUCCAGGUCCUUGAAGGUCCUCAAGAAUUCCUCCAGCGGCGAGUGGCCCGGUGAGACGGGCAAGGGCAGCUCGCUGGACUCCGACGAGGGCAGCCUGAGCAGCGGCACCCAGAGCAGCGGCUGCCACACGGCCGGGGGCGGGCACGACCCCCUGAAGCACCCACACGCGGGCUCGACGGAGUUUUCAGACAGUCUCAUCAAAGAGAGCGAUAUCCUGAGCGACGACGAGGACUAUCAUCAGACUCUGAAACAGCGCAGCCCCACCAAAGACAUCGAGAUUCAGUUCCAGAGACUGAGCAUCUCCGAGGACCCGGACGCGCCCCCGGCCGGGCAGCAGGCGGGCACGGAGGGCCAGCCGGCGGCCGAGCAGCCCAAGCUGGUGCGGGGGCACUUCUGCGCCAUUAAACGCAAAGCCAACAGCACCAGAAGGGACCGGGGGACGCUGCUGAAGGCGCAGACUCGUCACCAGUCCCUUGACAGUCAAGCUGAAAAUGCCAACCUCGAUCUCAGUGCCGUUCUAGAGCGAGAAUUCAGCGUCCAGAGUCUAGCGUCGGUUGUCAACGAGGAGUGUUUUUACGAAUCGGAGGCCCACGGGAAGUCGUAGUACAGUUUCAGCCCGCACGUGUGGAUUCUACUGCUCUUUUCGUUUUCAGACUCGUGGUAAAGUGGAAAUCGCAGAAAAACUAUUCAUUACUGGGUUUUGUGCAGUGUACAUUUUCCCACAAAAUAGCUGUAAAGAUUUAAGUUAUUUUAAUUUAUUGUAGAUCAGAAAACUAGAUGAAGCUGGUCAGAAUCUGUAAAUUACUUAGUUGCUAUCCCUUUUGAGCAGGUAUCAAAAUGACUUUGAAUCCUAAACUGCAUUCUGAUUAUUUUAAUUUAUAUGGAAAAGGUAGGGUGGGGAAGUUGGGAUUCAUCGCUUUGUAAAAAGGUCAUUUUUUAAAAAUCCUCUGGGCAUUUUCUUUGAGCUGUUAGUUUCUGCUUUAUUUAAAGCAUAUUUAAGUUAUUUUAAUGUGGGUUAGGGGCACAAAGUGCACAUAUUUCAUUUUUGUAAGGUUGUAAUAGAUGCUGUUUAUACUAAACAUGUCAUAUCUAUGCAGUAUAUAUUAAAAGAAAACAUACUGUAACUUGA
Pteropus alecto (black flying fox) is the source of this 5936-nucleotide messenger RNA. It is a transcript of the gene TIAM2, whose product is annotated as T cell lymphoma invasion and metastasis 2. Gene Ontology annotation, cellular component: membrane; synapse. Gene Ontology annotation, molecular function: guanyl-nucleotide exchange factor activity; protein binding. The coding region runs from base 210 to 5411 and encodes 1733 amino acids. Gene Ontology annotation, biological process: positive regulation of axonogenesis; activation of GTPase activity; small GTPase-mediated signal transduction. The transcript is spliced from 28 exons. Lineage: Eukaryota; Metazoa; Chordata; Mammalia; Chiroptera; Pteropodidae. The record is from RefSeq and is a predicted model, not a curated record.